GAAGAGUCAAAUUAACUAAGGAGGGGUGGUAAGUUUUUAUUGGGCGAUGAAUCGAGGCGCAAAAGAGUUGGGGUGGGAUCCUUCUUCCCUCAUGAUGGCUUCACCUUCAAGUUCAGUAGAGUAGAGUGAGCGAAAGUGGAAAACAAAAAUGGAGGAGACUCAAGUGCUGCACGAACUCCACAAGCUAUCACAGAUAGAAUCAGAGGAAACCCUAAACCAAAUGCUAUGCACCCUUUGGUCCACUCGUAAAACGGGUCUUCCCCUCUCCGACAAGUCCCAUUUCCAAUCCCUCCUCCACCUCCCUUCCCCCUCCCAUCUCGACCCCGUUUUAGCGUGCCUCCGUUCCCUCGUCAGAAAAUGCGCGCACCUGAACCUCGCCCGCGACGACCUUCUCAGACUGUUUCCCCGCGAUCUUCCGAUUCAGUUGCAAACGAAUUUGGUAUCAGCGUUGCAGAGAAACAGAGAUCGGUGGAAGGAGGACGUGAGUCACGUGAUUCCGCAGCUGAAGGGAACGAUAAACUUUGCUCCUUCGCUGCUUUGGCCGCGCCAAGAACAAGAUUUUGAUGCGGUGGCGGUGCCGGCGGUUGUUCCUGAUGUUGGCCCUUCGGGGGUGAAUUCGUGCUUCCAGUGUGAUGCCGUUGGUGCUUCUGAUAACUUGGAAAACCUUCCUUGCCUCAAAUCAAUGACGUGGACCAUGGAGAAUCGUGGCUCAUCCCCUGCAGAUAGAGUAGCUAUAAUCAGCCUUAAGCUGCAUGAUUAUAGCAAGUCUCCAUCAGGUGAAACAGAGAUAAAGUUUCAGCUCACAAGGGACACACUUGAGGCUAUGCUGAGAUCCAUGACAUACAUCAGGGAACAACUAAAUGCUGUUGAAACUUCUUCAGGGCCAGCAAACAAGAAACAAAAGCAGUAGCUUAUUUUCCAGAAAUUAAUGCAGUAGUUAGUAAUAUUAAGACAAAUAUCUCAUCCUUUUAGUCAUUGGAUGUUAUAACUGAUUUUUGCCCCUCCGAUUCUUUGAUGGAUGCCAUUAAGGCUUAAGCAAACUUAAUGGUUUGUUAUAAACUAUCUCUCUCUCAAUGAUUUGUAUGUGAGGAUUUGUUUAAGAUGCCUUCUCUUUUAACUUUAUGUUUAUUUUGUGACAAUGCAAUAAAUUUAAAAUUAUCUUCAUCU
This is a messenger RNA of Glycine soja, 1167 nucleotides long. RefSeq lists its product as uncharacterized. Lineage: Eukaryota; Viridiplantae; Streptophyta; Magnoliopsida; Fabales; Fabaceae. Bases 149 to 910 code for a protein of 253 amino acids. The transcript has 5 exons. The record is from RefSeq and is a predicted model, not a curated record.